Messenger RNA from Saprolegnia diclina VS20, 597 nucleotides. RefSeq lists its product as hypothetical. NCBI's taxonomy places the organism in Eukaryota, Oomycota, Saprolegniomycetes, Saprolegniales, Saprolegniaceae. The record is from RefSeq and is a predicted model, not a curated record. The coding region runs from base 58 to 492 and encodes 144 amino acids. Gene Ontology annotation, molecular function: DNA binding. The transcript has a single exon.
GGUCAACCCCGUUCUUCAUUUCCACUUUUGGCUUCUCAUUGCCAAGCCACACACAACAUGAUGUACUUUUUCCCGCCCAGUGCGGCGCCGGCGCGCAAGCGUAACGUCACCAAGCCCACCGUCACGGGCGCGUGGUCGCCGGCCGAGCACAAGCGCUUCCUCGUUGCCUUGGACAAGUACCCAAGUGGCCCGUGGAAGGCCAUCGCGGCGCACGUCGGCACGCGCACCCCGCGCCAGGCGCAGACGCAUGCGCAAAAGUACCGCGAGAAGCUCGUGCGCAAGCUGCAGUGCCCGACCAACACGGGCGGCAUGAUGCGGCUCGUCAAGGAUGAGAUGGCAAGCCUUCCAGACGAGUCCAUUGACGCGUUCACGCCCCUCAAGCUCGAAGCGAGCGCCAACCUCGGCCCGUUGACAAGCCCCACUCCGGUGGAAGCCACCUCACUUUCGUUUGACGACUGCCUCGACUUUUUCAUCCGCGAGAUGGACGCAUGACACGCUCCGAUGACGACAAUAUGUUAUCUGAAUGUCACCGAGUCGCGUACAUUAUUUACGAGGGAACAAUAGUGUCAAUAUUGACGUUUCUAAAGGAGAUUGCUA